Messenger RNA from Mollisia scopiformis, 1902 nucleotides. Its product is annotated as response regulator. The record is from RefSeq and is a predicted model, not a curated record. Gene Ontology annotation, molecular function: phosphorelay response regulator activity; DNA-binding transcription factor activity; sequence-specific DNA binding. NCBI's taxonomy places the organism in Eukaryota, Fungi, Ascomycota, Leotiomycetes, Helotiales, Mollisiaceae. The transcript is spliced from 7 exons. The coding region runs from base 1 to 1902 and encodes 633 amino acids. Gene Ontology annotation, biological process: regulation of DNA-templated transcription; phosphorelay signal transduction system.
AUGGACAAAGGCGGGGAUAUGGGUGGCCCGGCGGCCAACAAUUCCAGCGACUUUGUUCGUAAGCUAUAUAAAAUGCUGGAAGAUCCAUCCUAUGAACACAUUGUCCGAUGGGGCGAAAACGGUGAUAGUUUCGUCGUCCUUGAAAACGAGAAAUUUACCAAAAUGAUCCUGCCCAAACAUUUCAAACAUAGCAACUUUGCUUCCUUCGUUCGACAACUGAACAAGUAUGACUUCCACAAGGUCCGACAGAAUAACGAAGACAACACUCCAUCCCCUUACGGCGCCAAUGCCUGGGAAUUCAAGCACCCAGAAUUUCAAGCCAACAAGAAAGAUUCCUUAGAUAACAUUAGACGGAAAGCGCCAGCACCUCGAAAACCAACACAGACUUUGGAAGAAACGUACCCUUCUCAACAAAUGGACAUGGUCAAUAGCCAGCUAAUGGCCACCCAAGCACAGCUUCAGCAUCUCUCGGAAAGGUACCAUGACCUUGCUCAAGGACAUGUCGUCUUACUACAGCAGGUUGUCCAACUACAGAAAUUUGUCAAGAAUCAUGAUGGAGUGAUGCACAGAGUGAUGGGAUUCCUCCACAGCGUCGAUGCUCAGAGGCGAAACAGCAGGAUUGGUGGCCCUUUCGGUGCAAACGGUAUGGGAAGUGGUGAUCCAUCCAUGAACGACGGCAUCAUCGACGACCACCCCGCCUCGCCUUUACAACAGGCAUCUGAAUUGCUUGAUGAAUUUUCCGCUGAGAACUUGCCCAAUAAGGAAUUAGAACAGAUGACACACGACUACAACCUGCGCAACGACUAUUCAGCCACUCCAGACAACACCAACACAUCUUUACCACCACAUUCGGAAAGUUCUAGCGCUCAUCUUGGUUAUACCAUUGGCAAUGACCUUGAUAGCUUGGUAUACCCUGUAGGUCACACAAACGGUAUCGAUCCUGUCAACAGCGAACAUAUCAACAACAUUCCUUACUCUCUGCCUGCGAACGGUAUGAUGCCAGUAGACACAAUGCCCGAAAUGCUGCCUGAAAGCAGCUCCUUGAUUAGCCGGAAAAAGAGCUCGAUAGAGUCUGUAUGGGGAAUGACCAAGCCUCGUAUAUUGCUUGUCGAAGAUGACAAAGUAUGCGCGCGCAUAGGAUCAAAGUUCCUGCAGGCUUUCGAGUGUGGAGUAGAGACUGCACGAGAUGGUUUGGAAGCCGUGACCAAGAUCAAUGGCCAGAGCCAAUUCGAUCUGAUCUUUAUGGAUAUUAUUAUGCCCCAUCUGGAUGGAGUUUCUGCCACUGUUUGCAUUCGAGAAGCACGGCCUCAGAUUCCCAUUAUAGCUAUGACAUCAAAUAUAAGGGCCGAUGAUAUCGAUAUGUACUUCCGCUAUGGCAUGAACGACGUCCUGCCGAAGCCCUUUACGAGAGAAGGAAUGCUGAAAGCGCUGGAAAAGCAUCUGCCACAAUUUAAGAAGAAUGCGCAAUACACUCCACAGCCAGCACAAAUGUCACACCCUGGGGGCUUUGUCACGCCAACAACCACUCAUCCACCAUUGGGCUUGAAUAUGGGACAAUUGUCUGCAGCACAAUCUCUGAAAGAGGAGACAUCGCCCGGGAAAUCGCCGGCGACAGCCUCUUCGUGGCACUCGCCAAAUCAAAUAUCAGGGCCAUCGCCCGUAGGUCCGUCUCCGGGAGGAUAUAUGCAGCAGAGCAUGGCAGACAAUCGACAAUAUAACAUGACCCCCACGCACCCUCAUCCACAGUCUGGGUUUCCUCCAGCUCAAAACCAGCCCAUGGGAGCGCCUCGACCCACACAACCUCAUCGAAGAGUGAUGUCUGACAUGGCUGGAGGACCGCCUGAUGACCACCCAGAGAAACGGCAGAGAAUGUAUCCCCCACCAGGCGGGUUCUCCCAAUAA